UCGUUGAGCAAGACAAGAAAUCGUGUGCAUCUUGUGUAAAGAAAUCAAAUCUAAAAUUGUUAGUCCGUAUAUCCCAGUGUUGUGCCUGCUGUCUGACUAUACAGAACUGUUGCAUUUACAGGAAUCUCGAUAUUAAAAAAAAACAGUUCAAGCUGACGUAUUAAACACAGGCCGAGUGAAUCGUCACAGCUGGUAUAACAGAUAUGCAUAUCGCGUACUGUGACGUUCGCUUAGUUUUGUUUUACGGGUUUUUACUAAAUGGCGCGCUCGUAGGUUACGCUCAAGUUUCACAUGCUGUUCGCAAUGCGGACCCCUCGGCUACAUCGGGGUUGGCUGGAAGCUUAGAUAAAGAAAUGGUGAAAUUGAGAUCUGCGUACGAGAAAUGUAUGGAAGACCUGCGACAACAGGCCGAGGCGAUUCAGAGAUUGCAGAACCUCGUUGAAACACAGGCUGGCACGAUAAGUCAUUUGCAAGGGACCGUCAAUCAACAGCAGAUGAAGAUUGAAAAGAUUGAACUGAUUUUGGAACAUGCGACUCCAACGAACAGCUUCGUGGGAAAACCCACUUCCGUUGCUCAUGGAAGUGUAUGGGGAACAUCGAAUAGUUCAUUACAUCACACACCAGGAGGCGAUACCGUCCUUAGAUCUUGCGAUGAGAUCCGAUUGUCCCGGCAAUCAAUGCAAAGCGGAAUCUACCGGAUAGAUCCUGACGGCCAAGGCGGCGAUGGUCCCAUUCAGGUUUUCUGUAAUAUGCAAAAUGGAGCGACUUUAAUAUCUCACGACGCUGAAAAUGUAAUAGACGUCAAGUCCUGUCCGACUCCCGGAUGUUUCAAACGAACUCUGCAUUACCAAAAUGCUACUGUGAAACAACUGAUUGCCCUGACGGGAAUCUCGGCAACGUGUCAGCAACAAUUCUACUACGAUUCCUGUACGGAAGAAUCAUUGACCAGGAAGCAGACGUACGGCGCUUCAUCGGUUAAUACGUCGUGGUGGAAGAAUCGAGACGGUAUUUUGCGGAACCAUUGGCCGGUUAAAUCUACUAACCACAGCGACGGCAAUUUCGUCACUAAUCGGCAAGAUCUCCCUGUUAUCGAAGUUCAUUUCGGACCAGAAUAUGGUGUCUCUGGAUUAUGUUCCAGCCGGUUCCACAUUGGGAAAUUAAUUUGCCUUGGACGUAGUCAAGACUAUGCGUCGAGUUCCAAAGGUUCGCAUGGAGGAGAAAACAUAACAACCCAUCGUACUGGAUCUAAGGGAGAACCAGAGACAAGCAUACGAACACGGAAUCGAGAAAAACCUCAGACUGGCCCGGUUUCUGGAGGUUACGUUCGUCAACCCAGUUCAGGCUGUAUUUUUGACUUGCACUCGAGUUCACCGCAGUAUCCACCCCAUUUAAUCGACGAGAAUAACAACAUCAUUCAACCUGUAUUGCAAGGAAAAUCGCGAAUCAUUUCGUUGAACGUCGAUGAGCAAGUCACGGUGGGUUGCCUGGGCAUCCGUCACGACAAAGCCUCCGCUACCAACGUUCUCAAGGCGACCGGAUUGCAGAUCAACCAGGCAUUUUGCACGACCAAUUCGACCCUUCGUUUCGAUCAAAUCGAACUGCCUUAUUCCCAAUUGGGUUGCACUAAUCAAAACAAAGAAAUCCUCAAAGAAGAUGGCGUCUGCGCCAAUGGGCGGGGCGUUCGAAUCCGCGUCGGCUGGAAUUUAGGCUCAGAUUUCAUCCCGUUGUACAACACGUGUCACGACAAAAUAACGUCGACCAACUAUUUCUCCACGCACACCAUUAUUGGACGAUCGGUCGAUGCGGAUGAUAAAGCAAACACGAGGCCAUCCUUCCGCGAAGCUGGAUAUUAUCCAGGUGUUGAUGUGAACGCUGCAUUUGGCCAAGCCCAACAGAACAAGACGAUCGCUCGUGUGGUCGGAUCGGAAACAUUAGUCGCCAAGUAUUUGAAUCAAAAGAAAAACUUUUUCUUGGCCAGAGGACAUCUAGCGCCAGAUGGAGAUUUCAUAGACGCUGGAAGCCAAGAUGCAACAUAUUAUUAUUUGAAUAUGGCGCCACAAUGGCAAUCGUUCAACGGCGGGAACUGGAACAUGUUAGAAACAGCGGUGAGGCAGAUCGCCAUAACGCGGGAUCUUGAUUUGACGGUGUACACGGGAACAUUCGGAAUUAUGACUUUGACCGAUGUGAAGGGAAAGCAACAGCCGAUGUACUUAACUUUCGACAAAAACAACAACGGCAUCAUCCCCGUGCCGAAGUAUUACUGGAAACUGAUUCACGAUCCUGCGUCCAAGACUGCGACGGCCGUCAUAGGUAUCAACAAUCCACAUCUCGAUCGGAUUGCGCCUGCCGAUAUCCUGUGUCCGGAUGUGUGUAAUCGAAUCCCGUGGGUGAAUUGGAAACUGACCGACAUAUCUAAAGGUUACAUGUUUUGUUGUACGGCCGAAGAGUUGCGUAAGGCGAUCCCGUUCGCUCCCGAUCUCGUUGCUCCAUUGUUUUUGUGAGAUUAGACUUGUCACGAGAUGGAGCUAGGAUCAAGUGCUUCAUUUGCAUCUUUCUUUUCUUUUUACCUACCAUGCAUUUAUUCAGAUUUCUAAAAGAGAAAACAAACUAGCAGUUGUUGUUCGCAAAUCCUGGUUGAUAGAAU
Molecule: messenger RNA, 2644 nt
Organism: Daphnia carinata
Lineage: Eukaryota; Metazoa; Arthropoda; Branchiopoda; Diplostraca; Daphniidae
Exons: 10
Coding region: 204-2501 (765 amino acids)
Biological process (GO): apoptotic DNA fragmentation
Cellular component (GO): nucleus; mitochondrial inner membrane
Molecular function (GO): nucleic acid binding; RNA endonuclease activity; extracellular matrix structural constituent
Source: RefSeq, a predicted model, not a curated record